This is a messenger RNA of Colletotrichum orchidophilum, 1764 nucleotides long. RefSeq lists its product as uncharacterized. Gene Ontology annotation, molecular function: transmembrane transporter activity. NCBI's taxonomy places the organism in Eukaryota, Fungi, Ascomycota, Sordariomycetes, Glomerellales, Glomerellaceae. The coding region runs from base 1 to 1764 and encodes 587 amino acids. The transcript has a single exon. The record is from RefSeq and is a predicted model, not a curated record. Gene Ontology annotation, biological process: transmembrane transport.
AUGGCGGGUGAAGUAGACAGCUAUUCUCACGACAGAGAGCCACGCAACGACCAAGAUGGAAGAGGAGAAGAAGAAGUAGGAGGGGUAGGAGAAGUGCGGGAGAAACACAGCGUCGACGACCAUGGGCAAGGCAGCAUCACGACGGCAGACACCAAGAUAUCCCCUGACCGUACCCGGGCCCAGACCGUCAUCCUGAUGCUCGCGCUCUGCAUGGCCGUCUUCCUCGCGGCUCUCGACGCCGUCAUCAUCACUACCGCCCUCCCGACAAUCGCGCGGGAGAUUGGCUCCUCGGACUCGGGGUUCGCGUGGAUCGGCGCGAGCUACCUGCUAGCCAACGCCGCCUCGGUGCCAUUCUGGGGCAAAGUCAGCGACAUUUUCGGGCGCAAGCCGAUCCUCGUCAUCGCCAACGUCGUCUUCAUGGUCGGCAGCCUCGUCUCGGCGCUCGCGGGGACGCUGACGAUGCUGGUCGCCGGGAGAGCGGUGCAGGGGCUCGGGGCCGGCGGGCUGAUGGCGCUGGUCAACAUCACCGUCGGGGACCUCUUCAGCCCGAGGGAGAGGGGCGCGUACUUUGGCAUGGUCGGUGCCGUUUGGGGUCUCGCCAGCGGUAUUGGACCGCUCAUCGGCGGCGGGUUGACGGAGAACGUUUCGUGGAGGUGGUGUUUCUGGGUCAACCUGCCCAUCUCGGGCGCGUCUCUCCUCGCCCUGGUCUUCUUUCUACGCAUCCACACGCCCCAGACGCCGCUGCUCAAGGGCCUGGCGGCGAUUGACUGGCUCGGCACGUUGACGUUCACGGGGGCGACGUUGAUGCUCCUCCUCGGACUGCAGUUUGGCGGGCUGCGGAACCCGUGGGACUCUCCCACGGUCAUCUGCCUCAUCCUCUUCGGCUGCGUCACCUACGCCGUCUUCGCGCUCGUCGAGCGCUCCGCAAAGUACCCGCUGAUGCCGGCCUCGCUGUUCCGCGACACGUCGGUCGUCUUCUGCUACGUGGCCAACUUCUGCCACGGGCUAGGGUUCGCGGCCAUUGCCUUCUUCUUGCCGCUCUACUUCCAGGCGGUGCUGGGGGCGGGGCCUAUCCAGUCCGGGGUGUGGCUUCUCGCCACGGCGCUGCCGCUGGCGGUCUGCACCAUUGGCGUCGGGGUGACGAUCAAGAAGACGGGGCGGUAUGUCGAGAUUGUGCGCGUGUCGAUGGCGCUGACGGCCAUUGCGUUUGGACUAUUCAUCACGCUGCCGUCAGGGCGAGACUGGCCGCGGUUGAUCCUCUUCCAGGUGCUGGCGGCGCUGGGGAUCUCGCCGAACUUGCAGGCGCUGCUGAUUGCGCUGCAGGCGCUGGUGAGGCAGCGGGACGUGGCGGCGGGGACGGCGACGUUUGCGUUUGUGAGGCACGUUGCGCUGGGCGUCGGGGUCGUUGUCGGGCAGGUCAUCUUCCAGAGCGUACUAGGGCGGCACGAGGGCCGGUUGUUGGCGGCCGGGGUGCCGGCGGAGGUGGCGGAGAAGUUUGGGAGCGGGUCGGCGAUUGCCGCGGCGGCGCACGGGGUGAUGGAGGGGUUGAGCGCGGGGCAGAGGCGGGUUGUGAGGGCUGCGGUGACGGAUGGGUUGAGUAAGCUGUGGAUCUUCUUUUGUGUCAUGUCCGGUGUCGGGUUUGUGGCUACGUUUUUUAUCAGGCAGGUUGAGUUGAGUGAGAUGCAUACGGAGACGAAGACUGGCUUGGAGGCGGAAGAGGCCAAAGUUGGUGAAGGGAAUGGGGAACGAGAUGAGCAGGUUUAG